AUGACAGCCUCUUCGGACAAUGUCAAAUUCUUACAACUUCGAAGUGGUGAUCGUGUAAAUGUAAAUUCAUUCUGUAACGUCAUUCAUUCGGAUGAUUUGAAACUUCCGGUUGACCAGAGAUCAUCUGCUAUAUUCGAUUCCUAUAAGGAGCACUUCAAAACCUCCGAAAUAUGCGUUCCAACCGUUGACUUCAAAGUUGUCGAUUCUUUGAUCGCUACCACUCAAACUCGGAGUCGUCCAGCAGAAUUUGUCAAGUUUGUGGAGAAAACCAAAUCAGACUAUGAUGAGAUGGUGGAAUACGAUUGCGAUGAGGAGGAUUAUCUCUGGAUAAAGAGUGUCAACAAAGCUAGGAAGAAAACCAAAGAUAAAUUGAUAACUCCGGAGCUAAUGGAAAAAGUGAUGGACAAGCUGGAAAAAGAGAGUUGUUUUGAGGUGGUCAAAGGAUCGCCUUCUAUGAUGCCGGGAUCCUCUAUGGAUGGCGAUGAUGUUUGCUGUGUUUGCGGUGAUGGAGAUGUUAAUAAUGUCAAUCAGAUAAUAUAUUGCGACAUGUGUAACAUAGCAGUUCACCAAGAUUGUUACGGAGUGCCUUACAUUCCUGAGGGACAAUGGUUGUGCCGUCGUUGUAAGCUUUCACCAUCAACGCAAGUUGAGUGUUGCCUGUGCCCGAACACUAGCGGGGCCUUCAAGCAAACGAGCGAUGGACGUUGGGCUCAUGUGAUUUGCGCAAUUUGGCUUAACGAGGUACACUUUGGAAAUACUGUUUUCUUGGAGCCGAUAGAAGGUGUUGAUGCUUCCUUAGAACGGCGAUGCAAAUUGAAGUGCUUAGUGUGUAGAAAAAAGAUGGGUGCCUGCCUUCAGUGCUCAACACGUAGCUGUCUAAAAGCUUUCCAUGUUACAUGCGCUCAACAAUCAGGGAUGGCAAUGCAGAUUCAAACGAACCCUGAUCCUGGAAGUUCUGAUCUAGUUGACGUGCAGCGUUUUGUUUACUGCCAUCUCCAUGCCGAUGAUGAUGACUGUGAUCCAGCUACUCGAAAGAAGCGUAUGGACGAAGCUAUUCGACGCGCUCGUCGAAGCAUGGCUGCCAAGACAUGCAGGACCCCUACAGUGAAUAUGCCAACUUUAUCACUGGAAGCGGUCGAGAAAAUCAAGAAAGAAAUAGGUUUCGCUGUUGAUGAUAUCGUUCAAUACUGGUAUCUCAAGAGGAAAAGUCGCUGUGGCGUUCCUCUCAUAAGGCGGUUGCAGCUUAACCAAAAGGUGUCUCGAACUUCAAAUUUCGUUGCUUCUGAACUCGCUCAAGAAGAUCAGACUGCUUACGAACAAUUCGCCUUGAAAAGGAUGAGCUUAGAAACUACUAGGUUGUUAUGUGAGCAGGUGAAGAAGAGAGAGUUACACAAGAGAAGUCAUCGAAAAGCCUCUUUCAUGCUCAUGUCUGCUCUUUUCAAGCCUCCCCCUCAAGUGCUUGAGGAUUUAAUUGAUCGCCUCUUUGAAAAAGAUAGAGAAAAGGUAUUCGCAAGCCCUGUUACCUUAGACGGCUACAAGGAUUUUAUCAAGCAUCCCAUGGAUCUUUCGACUAUGAGGAAAAAGGUGGAGAAGGGAAAAUACGAUUCAAUAGCUGCGUUGCGAACCGAUGUUCUUCUCAUGACGGACAAUUGCGAGAAAUUCAACGUAGAAAAUUCGUACUUCCUGCAGUAUGGUCGCAAGUUCCGCAAGAUUGCUCUGCAACUUCUAGACAAAGAGGAAGACAGGGAACGUACUCUAGAGAAGAUGGUGUCCUGUGGUAGAGAAGCAGCUAUUUUAAGUGAAGCAUCACGUGUUGGGUUGUAUGACGUGCUCGAGGUUGAGGCUUCAAAAGAUGAAAGCGAACAAGAAUCCGAUCUGGAGAAAAACCAAAGAACAUCCCGAUCUCGCGACAUGAGAGAAUCUACAACAGGUUCAACGGUGGAAUCAAAACAUGCAGGAGGUUUGGGGUUGGGUUCAUUCCUCGCUCCUAGGACGCUUAGUGGAGGAUUAUUCUCUAUCAGUGGCAGUGCUGCAAAGGCAAAACGGAAAACAAGUCCUCCAGACAGAACUCCCGGCCACAAGAGGCGGAAAAAGGAGGCACUUACAAAUACUACUUUUCGACAGCCAUCGAUCACUACGUUUCUCACACCAUCACCUUUGACUGGGAGGAAGUCGAUAACUCGCCAGAAUGGAACCGCUCCUCUCAUGGAUUUCCGAAAUAAUUCUGUUAAAAGUCCACUACCAGCUGAUGUAGCAUCUUCCGAAUCAUCGGCUGAGGAAGAAGAUGGGAGCACAAAUCACCGAAGAAUUCGACAUGGUGAACAUGCGAAAAUGGAAAUACAGGAUUUGAGCGAUUUCGAUGGUUACCAUCACAAUGAUUUAGUUGUCGUCGAUGGAAUUGCUGGACGUGUGAUUGAUCCUGUGGAUGCGCGGGUCGAUGGAGGUCUACCAAGUGAGCUUGUUAGUGAGUGUAGAAUGUCUGCUCACAGAAGAGAGUCUCAAGUCUGUGUCUACCUCUUUGAGAACGAGAAUAAAUGGGGAUGGUACCCUCCACGUGAUGUACGUUAUCUCAAUACGAAUGGAGAUAAUAUGUCGUCGAUAUCGUCUUUCAAAUUAGCAAUGAAGUGGCAAAAGAAAAUGCUGGAAAUGUACAGUGGCAAACAGGCGAUGUCAUCACGAUGA
Necator americanus (New World hookworm) is the source of this 2682-nucleotide messenger RNA. RefSeq lists its product as uncharacterized. Gene Ontology annotation, molecular function: protein binding. The transcript has 22 exons. NCBI's taxonomy places the organism in Eukaryota, Metazoa, Nematoda, Chromadorea, Rhabditida, Ancylostomatidae. Gene Ontology annotation, biological process: regulation of transcription by RNA polymerase II. Gene Ontology annotation, cellular component: MOZ/MORF histone acetyltransferase complex. The coding region runs from base 1 to 2682 and encodes 893 amino acids. The record is from RefSeq and is a predicted model, not a curated record.